UUUCAUGAAGCACUGAUAGAAAAGCUGUUCAACCAACAUGAUGACAUGUCGUUAAGAGCUUGUGAUCGAGUUAAGACAAUUGAUCUUGAUCGGAGACGCUGUAUUAUUACUAGUACUGGGUGUGAAAAAAACUUAGUUUUGAAAGAUCCAUGCGUCGUCCAACGCGGGAAACAACAAGAAUAACAAUGAACACCGCCAAGCUUACUUCAGCGCCGUUUCAAGUUACUACUGAUCUAAGCGACAGUCUUUCCGUUCACCUCCUAGUCAAGUCAUGGCGACUACAGAUACCCAAUGGAUGCCCACAACAGGCCGACACCCAGUAGCAAUAGGAACUUCACUUAGGCGCGCACUCAAAGCCCGCAAGGGCGUAGCUCCACCGAAGCGCUCCAAUCUCCCCGACAAGGAUUUCUACUCCUUCAGGUAUAAUUUCAAGCCAGAGUCAAUAGAACCAAGCAGAUCCGGGACAGUUGAAGUCAAACGCGGGAAAGACUCUACCAGCAUCACUUUAGAACGCCCUAGUACGCAGGCGGGCGAGAACCAUCUUUUCAAAGGGAAUGAACAGUCGAUGAAGGAGUAUGAUUGUGUCCUAAUUUAUGACGAGGAACUGGGUACAUUCACUCUUGAAAAGGUAGAGUGCUUCAUGGGCUUUACAUACGACAAGAAAGUCUCUUCUUCCAGCUCCAGCUUUGCCCGAAAGUCUCCCUCUGCAGCAACUCCUCCCGCAGCACAGCUUCAAGACACAAGAGAUUUGGAGAAAGAGCUAGAAAAUGAUCUCUUAGGGCUCUCAGAUGCUGAUGGUGAGGCCGUGGACGACUUCGAUGACAUUUUGGAAAAGGUCACGGGGCAAAGGCAGGAGGAAGAGGAAGAAGAGGGUGAGGAGAUUGAAAUACCUCCUCGCAAAGCUCCUUCACCACCUCCGCCCCCUCCGAAACCUAAAGUCUCUCGUCCUGUCGCUCCACCUCCCAAAAAGCACGAGUCCGAACCGAAGCCAAAACCCAAACCCAAGGAAGUGCCGAAGGCGAAAAAAGAAAUCAAUACGUAUAGAGAAGAUUCCGACUUGGAAGAGGUUCUUGAUUUUGGUCGUCCCGCUCGUCCUUCAAAACGUCCGAAGCCGUCCGUCUCAACCGGAUUGGCCUUGCCAGGGACGACGCCUUCUUUCGUGCCUCCUGCUCUUCCCACAAAGCCUGUGGCAGCAGAAUCGGACUCUGAAGAAGACUGGGAUGAAGUUACCCACAAUGAUCCGGUAGAGGAGGAGAUAGAUCUUGACGCCUUCGGGCGGGAGAUGGAAGCAGAGCUCGAAGAAGAGUCGGACGAUGAUAUAUUGGCGGCAGCAAUGUCUCCAGAUCUUGAACCAGUGGCAAAUGUCUCUGGACGACCCAUGUCGCUCAAUCAAUUCGCAGGUGGUCAACUCAGUGCAGAUGAAGACGAUACAACAUCCAGUGAGGAUAGUGAUGAAGAUUAAGCCCACUUCUUGCACUACAUUCUAUCGUUGUACAACUUAUGUCCUAUGAAUUAUCGUCCUUUUCUAUCAAUAUUCCCUAA
This is a messenger RNA of Suillus bovinus, 1542 nucleotides long. Its product is annotated as RNA polymerase II transcription elongation factor-domain-containing protein. The record is from RefSeq and is a predicted model, not a curated record. Gene Ontology annotation, cellular component: super elongation complex. Gene Ontology annotation, molecular function: transcription elongation factor activity. Lineage: Eukaryota; Fungi; Basidiomycota; Agaricomycetes; Boletales; Suillaceae. Gene Ontology annotation, biological process: regulation of transcription elongation by RNA polymerase II; positive regulation of DNA-templated transcription. The transcript has 5 exons. Bases 272 to 1462 code for a protein of 396 amino acids.